AUGAAUAUUACAAAUUUUCCUCCAGAAGAUGAUUACAUCGUCCUCUUUUACGCCAAUUGGGAUAUCGCAUCGAAUCAAUUUCAAUCAACUUAUCUUAAUGUCGCUCAAACUGUAACUGCUAAUGAUUUAUAUCACUCACAUAAGGAAUACAGGAAAAUUAUUUUCGCCAAAUUCAGUUGUGGGAAAUAUCCUCAUAUUUGUAGCAAAUAUCACUUACAUAACAUUCCCGCUAUACUAUUCUUCACAAAUGUGAUUUUGGAGGAAUCGUCUGAAACUGGAAUUCCUCACUCCACCAGAUAUCUUGGAAAUUUAAAUUUAUAUGAGCAGAUUCAGGAUUUUGUCGAAAUAUGGCGUUCAAUAGGAACUCUAAUACGGUUAUAUGGCAAAACCCCCAGUAAAUUUAUAAAUAUUUGGAAUAUAUGUACUAAAAGGUUGAAUGAAAUUAUUCCAAAAUGA
Molecule: messenger RNA, 456 nt
Organism: Babesia microti strain RI
Lineage: Eukaryota; Apicomplexa; Aconoidasida; Piroplasmida; Babesiidae
Product: conserved Plasmodium protein, unknown function
Exons: 3
Coding region: 1-456 (151 amino acids)
Source: RefSeq, a predicted model, not a curated record